AUGGAGUUCCCCAACUUCAUAAGUCCAAUCCCAAUACAUCCCAUACUUCUGCUGUCCCUCCAAAUCCUUUCCUCCACCCUCGCAGUUUGCUACACGCCAACCGCCUCGCUAUGGCGUCCAGCAGUGCUUCCCCUCCAACUCAUCUUCGUACAUUCUAUUGUCAGUUCUGUUAAUUACAUGCGGCCAUUCUGGGCAUCACUGCUUGGCGGCUUGAGCUUCGUACUCUUCCUGCAGUUUUUCGACCUUAACCUGCUGAGCAAAUGGAGCUUCGAGCACAACGGACCAGUGGACUGGGUUCCGUCUUCAGGGAAGAAACUGAACGGGGCUACUCGUACUACAGAGGCCCAUCAGAAUUUCCACGCCAAAGUAUCAGUUAUUGACACCCUCUGGAACCGAUUCCGCUGGGGCUUCAACGUCAAUUGUGCCCUCCGGCACAUCAACACGCCCCAAGAAUCCAAAAACUGCCCGCACUUCCACGCCCAAGACCCCGAAUACACGCCCUCUCGCCCCGUAUUCCUCGCCCGGUCCUUCCUCAUCGCCGUCUGCGCCUACAUGACGAUGGACGUGUUCUCGUCUCAGCCGCCCCCGCCAGACCCCGCCACGCUCUUCGGGGCGGAUCGUGUGCGGUUCUUCACUCGCCUUGGGGACGUCACGGCCGAGGAGCUGGCCAUGCGAAUCAUGGUCACCGUCGCCGGAUUUCUUAAUAGCUACUGUCUCAUCACCGGUGUCCCGCUACUUAUGAGCUUCUUCUUCGUCGGUUUCGGCCUGAGCGAGCCACGGUUCUGGCGGCCGCUGUUUGGCUCCUUGCUCGAUGCCUAUUCCGUGCGCCGGUUCUGGGGUAACUUCUGGCACCAGAACCUGCGGCGGAUGAUGGGCGAGCCAGCUUUGUUUCUCUCGCGGAGUAUAUUGCACCUGCCUGAGGGCGGGAUCUUAGAGCGAUAUACUAAGAUCAUGGCGACGUUCUACAUUUCCGGAGUCGUGCAUGCCAUCGCGGAUCUGGCGGGGGGCCUCCCUUGGAGCAAACAGUUGACGGUAAAGUUCUUCGUAACGCAAGCACUGGGGAUUAUUAUUGAGGAUACCGUCGAAGCGGUCUACAGAGCGAUCUGUGGCAAGAAGCGGACGCCGGGCCCUCCAGCUUUUUGGAUUAGGAUUGUGGGUUAUGUGUGGCUCGCAGGAUUCUUGGUCUGGUCUACACCCAUGUGGGUGUAUCCAGGUGCUUCCAGGACUUCUGAAGGGACAAGAUCGAUUCUCCCAUAUAGCGUCAUUAACAGGGAGUGGACUUGA
This is a messenger RNA of Venustampulla echinocandica, 1284 nucleotides long. RefSeq lists its product as uncharacterized. The transcript has a single exon. NCBI's taxonomy places the organism in Eukaryota, Fungi, Ascomycota, Leotiomycetes, Helotiales, Pleuroascaceae. Bases 1 to 1284 code for a protein of 427 amino acids. The record is from RefSeq and is a predicted model, not a curated record. Gene Ontology annotation, biological process: lipid metabolic process.